Rotaria socialis is the source of this 1116-nucleotide messenger RNA. Lineage: Eukaryota; Metazoa; Rotifera; Eurotatoria; Philodinida; Philodinidae. The record is from the annotation of a GenBank genome assembly.
AUGUUUGCUGGUUAUCUCUUAAUAGUAUUUUAUUAUUUAAUUUUUAUUUUGGGUUUAGUUGGCAAUUCAAUGGUGAUUUAUGUGGCUAUUAGAAAGAAAAAAUAUCGCAAUGUUACCAAUUGUUAUGUUAUUAAUUUGGCUGUAGCUGAUUUAUUGUUUUUAACCGUUGCCAUACCUUACACUACUUACUUAGGACUAGUCAAGGAUUACACAUUUGGAGAAACUAUCUGCAAAAUUUAUAUGUAUCUUGCUUAUGUAUUUUUAUUAGCUACUUGUAAUACAUUAGCUGCGAUGAGUAUUGAUCGAUGUUUCUAUAUUGUUUUACCCGCUGCUAAACUGCAAAGUCGUACACCACAAACCGCUUUAAUAGUUUGUAUUUUGAUUUGGGCUAGCUCACUUGCUCUUAUUGUCCCUUAUCAUAUCAUUUCACAUAGAACUACAUCAAAUUCGACAUGUGGUAGUAAUAAUCAUUCGAGUUUCCUUGUUUGUUUUGUUAUCUUUUCCUCUUAUUAUGCUUUGCCACUGUUUAUUAUAAUUGUAUGCUACACAAAAUUAGCAAUGCAUGUCAUGCAAUCCAGCAGACUUACUGCUAGUCAAACGAAAAAUAAAAUGAUUCCAAAACGGUUAAAAACAAAACCACAACAAGUCACAAGAACGGUUAUUAUUGUAACAUUGGCAUUUGCUAUAUGUUGGCUACCAAUUCAUGUACUUGAAUUAAUGAAAUGUGCUAAUUCGUCAAUGCUCGACAGUCUUAUACGAUCUUAUCCAAAACUUCUAUACGCAGUUCGUGCUUUGACACACGCAUUAGCUUAUUUCAAUUCGUGUUUGAAUCCAUAUUUAUAUGCAUUACUUAACCGUAAUUUCUGUUGUGAUCUUAUUGAUAUUAUUCCAACGUGUUUAAAACCUCGAAGUCAAACAUCAACAAUUCAAACUAAACAUUCAAAUGUGAAAGACAAAUAUUUUCGGUCAACAUUAAUUCCAAAUAGAAGUCUUCUUAAACAACAAACAACUAAUGAUGACAAUACUGAUGAUGAGCAUAAUUAUAGAGAAAAACUUAAAAAAGAUACGGUUGAUGUUGGUUGUCAAAUUGAAUUAAUUGCAAUGCAUAAGAAAUGA